Messenger RNA from Dryobates pubescens (Downy woodpecker), 1267 nucleotides. It is a transcript of the gene ZCCHC9, whose product is annotated as zinc finger CCHC-type containing 9. The coding region runs from base 33 to 806 and encodes 257 amino acids. Gene Ontology annotation, molecular function: nucleic acid binding; zinc ion binding. NCBI's taxonomy places the organism in Eukaryota, Metazoa, Chordata, Aves, Piciformes, Picidae. The record is from RefSeq and is a predicted model, not a curated record. The transcript is spliced from 5 exons.
CCGGGGCUGCCCCGGUGGCUGCCGGCUCUGUCAUGACCCGAUGGGCUCGACGAAGCGGUCCUCCCGGCUCAAAGGCGCUGGCUGCGACACCCUGGGAGGAGAUGGGGAACGGCCCCCAGGGGCAGGAGGGCCGUUCGGGCCCCCUCUCCCUGAAGAAGGAGCAAGAGAAGAGGAAAAAGAAGAACAAAAAGAAAAAGGACUAUCUGAACGAAGACGUUAACGGGUUUGCGGCUUACCUGAAGCAAAGCUUGCAGAGUGGCGAAGUGGCCGAAGCGGACAGUGCCGAGCUGGAGAAGGAGGUAGCGCUAGCCUUGAAGAAGGACAAGCGGCGGGAGGAUAGGAGGCUGAAGAGAAAAGAAAAUAAGAAAAAUGCUAUGGUGUGUUUCCACUGUAGAGAACCUGGCCAUGGUGUUGCUGAUUGUCCUGCAGUACUUGAAAGUGAAGAUAUGGGUACAGGAAUCUGUUACCGGUGCGGAUCCACAGAACAUGACAUUGGCAAAUGCAGAGCAAAAGUAGAUCCAGCUGUUGGACCAUUUCCAUAUGCCAAGUGUUUCAUCUGUGCUGAGAUGGGGCAUCUAUCAAGGUCAUGUCCAGACAAUCCCAAGGGACUGUAUGCUGAAGGUGGCGGCUGCAAACUUUGUGGCUCUGUGGAACACUUCAAAAAAGACUGUCCAGAGAAACAGAAUGCAGAUCAGGUUACGGUUGGGCGCUGGGCCUGUGGAAUGAGUGCAGACUAUGAAGAAAUUACAGAGGCACCAAAACCACAAAAGCCAAAAGUGAAAGUGGCCAAAGUUGUUACUUUUUGAAGGCCACUUGGGUCUGAACCACAGUUGCACUGCACUGCUUCAUUCCAGAGUGGGGACUAGACAGAGUGGAUUGCUGGUACCAGGACACCCAGCAGACUCCUGCUGCUAAAAUGCCCUUUUUUGUUCCCCUUCAUCUCUUCAGUUUGCCUCCAGACUCUCCUAGCUCACUGAAAAGCUGGGGACAAAAAUACAGCAAAUGUGUAUUUUACUUUGAUAUGUCUCUGCCGAAAGGAAAGUGCACAAAAAUCUCAAGUUUCUAUCCCUUGGUGAGCUGGGAGAAAACUUUGUGUUAUUUGUGCCUGCUUAAUGGCAGAUUUAUUUGUUUUUAAAUGGAGAAAAAGCUAAGAAACCAGCUCAGGAACAGAGUUCUUGCUGCGGCUCUUCAGAUGCUGUAAUAACUCAGCCUCUGCAGCCAGAGGUGGUGGGCUGUCAGUUGUGUCUGAUAUCUCACCUGGGAUGAU